AUGAAUGAUGGAUGCACAUGCACCUGCAAUAUUCCAGGAAUACUGAGUUUACACAAUAGCACUGUAAGGAAAGGUAGCGGAACACAAUGCACAACGCUAAACUUGAAUGAGGAGAUGCACGAUCAGAUCGCAUGCGCUUGGGCUAGAGGUUCUCUCAAGGUGUACAAAAAUCCUCUGCCGAAGGAUGUUCAUGAUCCCUACCUACCCAUCACCGACCCCCAAGGUGGAUUAUUCCAAGGACUGCCCAGCAAUGAACCCAUUCAUGUCCUCGUCCGAGUAUAUAUCGUCAAGGCAACUGAUUUGCACCCAGCCGAUCUCAAUGGCAAAGCCGAUCCUUAUAUAGUCAUCAAUCUCGGCAGCAAGAAGACCAAUGAUAAAGAAAAUUACAUCUCGAAGCAGCUGAACCCGGUAUUUGGAAAAUGUUUUGAAUUCGAAGCUACCUUUCCCCAAGAUUCCUUGCUCAAUGUCCAAAUCUACGACUGGGACCUCCUAGGUUCGGAUGAUUUGAUUGGAGAGACUAAAGUCGACCUUGAAAACAGGUUCUACAGCAGGCAUAGGCCUACAUGUGGCUUAGCACAGAAAUACGAGACAUCCGGUCCUAACCAGUGGAGGGAUCCUUUCAAGCCAUCUCAAAUCUUAGCUAAACUAUGCAAAGAUCUGAAACUGGAUGGUCCUUAUAUCAUGCACAACCGUAUUCGAAUUGGAAAUAAAGCUUUUACUUUCCAGGCGGAUGGAGAUGUUGAAGAUAAAUUGAAUGAAGAGCACAUGGCUCUAGCGGUUCUCCAUCGGUGGCAUGAGAUUCCGAAAGCUGAAUACAAGUUGGUUCCAGAGCACGUUGAAACACGCCCUCUGUAUCAUCCAGAUAAGCCUGGCAUAGAGCAGGGCAAACUAGAAAUGUGGGUAGACAUGUUUGCAAUGGAUAUGCCAUUGCCGAAGCCUCCAACAGAUAUAUCACCAAGGAAGCCCAACAGCUACGAACUACGAGUCAUCAUAUGGAAUACGGAUGAUGUAGUUUUGGAAGAUGAUGCUUUCUUCACGGGAGAGAAAAUGUCUGAUAUUUAUGUCAAAGGAUGGCUUAAAGGACCGGAAGAUACACAAUGUACAGAUAUCCAUUACAGGUCACUGACGGGAGAGGGAAAUUUCAAUUGGCGUUUCGUCUACCCUUUCGAUUACCUACCAGCCGAAGAGAAAAUUGUGAUUUCUAGGAAAGAAUCUCUCUUCUCUUGGGAUGAAACAGAAUGCAAGAUUCCUGCAAGGUUAGAACUUCAAGUAUGGGAUGCUGAUCACUUCUCAGCGGAUGAUUUUUUGGGUGCUAUUACUUUGGAUUUGAAUCGUUUCCCACGAGGAGCGAAAUCAUCUAAGCUAUGCACAUUGGAUAUGCUCAAGACAGAUGGUAGUGUACCCCAGAUUUCGCUCUUUAAGCAACGUAGGAUCAAAGGAUGGUGGCCUUUCUUCAUCAAAAAAGAUAAUGAUGAAAUGGAACUCACGGGUAAAGUUGAAGCUGAACUUCAUCUACUAUCAAAGGAAGAAGCCGAGAAAAAUCCUGCUGGCCUUGGCCGAAAUGAACCUGACCCUUUGGACAAGCCACAUCGUCCCGAUUCCACUUUCAUAUGGUUCCUAAAUCCCUUGAAGUCUAUACGGUACAUAAUCUGGCACAAUUACAAGUGGGUUAUCCUGAAGAUGAUACUUUUCGCAGCACUCGUCCUCAUUUUGCUCCUUUUUGUUUACUCCUUCCCUGGAUAUACCAUGAAGAGGAUACUUGGCGCUUGAAAACAACUGCUGCUACAUCAAACGAGAGAUACCUAGUAUUUUGUGCAAGACUUUUUCUUCAAGAAACUUGGGACCUGUGUGCCAUGAUCUUUGAUGAGACAUUAGCUCUGUCUUUCUCUCCUUGAAGAUGGAUGCCACAAAGUCUUUUCUUUCUCAUUUAGGUCCCGACUUGUGAGAGAAAGUAAUCGGAUUAUGGCUCUUUAGCUAUAGCAAUUUAAUUCGUAAUUGACAUGAAAUACGUUUCUGUAGAUUUAUGAUAAAAGGGAAUAUAUUUUGAGAAAAGUUAAUUUGAAAACAAAAUCGCUUUAAAAUUCUGAUUGACGUUACUUUUUAAUUAAAGCAAUCUUUAGUUCUUUUAAGGUAAAUUUAAGUAAAUAUAGCUCCUACAGAAGAAAAGAAUCAGUUUAACUUUUUGUAAUAUAUCAUUACUCAAGAUGGGAAAGGUUUCAUUGAAUCACAUGAUGUUCAUCUGAUCAAUGCUGAUGAAGCAAAUCCCUCUAUCAAGAAACGUACAUUCAAUGAAGAUUCUUCUUUACGAUCAUAUUUUAAAAGACCAAAUCAUUCUGCAUAUAAAUUAACGUUCAUUCUUAAAUGUUUAACAGGAUAACCAGAUAGAUGGUAUAAAUAAAUAACCUUUAAAAUCAAAAUAUAAGUCCAAAGACAAAACAGAAGAAAUAAAAAUUUUCAGUUAGACAUGCAUUGAUUUGCUGAUACAAUUCAGUAUGUUAAUUUUGCAAAUUACAUAGAGAAUUAUAAAUUUAGGAAUUUUACAACUAGUCAACAGUGUAUUAAUUUACUUACUCGUUGCUAAGCAUUUUGUCAUAGCUGCGAUAGAUGGCCCGAGCAUUCUUCAUCUCUAGCUUAGAACAUAUUUAGCUUCAUUUGUUAAAUACGUAAUAUUACGAGCUUUCUUCUUUUAUGUCUAGAUAUGUCCGUCUAUGCUCCAAGAUUCUGGAUGCUUGCCCUCAACAACAGGCUGAUUCUGAACCUGCAUAGGGAAAUAAAUAAUGCUUGUGUAAUGUUUUGUCGCAGUCUGCCUUUCAAAGUAAAUCCCCAGAAAUAAUAUAUUAGGGGUCCAAAACAACAAGAAACUCACUCUUGAUAGCGUCCUUUACCGAAGGCAUUUCUCAAAGAAUUUAUUUUCUGACAACAACACGUAUGUUUCGAAUCUAAUUUUAUAAAAAAAGAACAUGUUCAUAUUAAAAUAAACAUGCAACAUUAUUUCUAGGAUGUAAUGUACCGCAGAACCACUUCGUGGGCUCUUCGUACGUUAUAACACGAAAAAUUCUAAAGAAAGGCCUUCAGGAUGGGAUCGCCACGUAUUUUUAAGAGCUAUAAAUGUUUUCCUUGAUGCAAAGUGUAUUUCUUGUAUCAUUGUUGAAUGUUGUAAAUAUUUACAGAAAACUUGCAAAAAAAGUAUUUCUAUAUGUAUAUAUACAUACAUAUAUAUAUAUAUUUAAAGUCUUUAUCUAUUUACAUACAAAUAUCUACACGUCUAAUGCUCUCCGCACAUCCUUCUUCUACAGCAAUACUUGUACAGACAGCGAAAGGAGAGAAGGACACACUAAAAUUUUGAUCGUGCAUGGUGCAUGUCUUCCUCAACCACGGGAAGGGCUUCAGAUAGCAAAUAUUUAAAUUGCAAUUACCUCUUUUGAAUAUAAUCAGCGAUAGUUUUCUUGGAUCUAAGACAUUUGUAACGCAUAAUCUUUUUUAUUGCAAAAAAAAAAAAAAAAAAUGAAGAAAAGAUAUUAACCUACGUAAUAUCCCAGUACAGCCCUAGGACAUCCUCGUUAAGUCCCCUCCACUGCUUACGGCAUGUUGUGAGGAUUAAAAGUUUUACUUAGUACGUCUUCGGCACAUCUUGACGUAUCUGCUAACACAUCUUCCCGAGUGCUUAACGUGAUAUCGCAGGACAUUUUCAAAAUUCGAAAAUCUGAAUCCCUAGAAGAAUUUAGAAUAAACAUCCUCAGACUGUUUGACAACGGAUGUCCUGCAUGAAAUGCAAUACGAAUAUCCUCAUAAAUUUAAGUCAUGAAGUAGUCAAGACAUCUGGACUAUUAAUAACUCUAAGAAAGCUUCGUGAAUCCUGAAACACCCUCAGUAUCCUUAUAUCGUAAACAUGUUCCAAUUUAACCAAGACAUCCUGUGUUAUAUGGAAAAAGAUCGGAAUAAAAGUUUGAGAUAAAUAUUAUACUGGUUCAAUAAAUUAUAUAUGAUUUUUAAUUAACAAAUGCAUUUUAAAUCUUAGUUUCACUGUGGUUUAAAAAUGUAAUAAAUCCACAACUUUGGUUCCAAUUUAUUGAGAAACAGUUGAAUUAUCAAUUAUCAUGGUCUUGAACCAAAAGAUGUGUUAGCAAAAUCCAAAUUGCAAAACUUCCAAUCACUACAUGCUUUUAUGUAAUGCUAUUUCUUUAUUUGAAAGCAAUUUUUUUUGGGGGGGAAUAAUAUAGUAGCUGAGAAAGUCAAAAAUGGUCGUCUGCAUAUUAGCAGAAAUGUACCUUUAAAUAUAUCAUUCUUCACAGAGUGUGUAGUAAAUUCCAAUUUUGUCUUAACAUUGUAAUAAUAAAGAACUCCCAACCAAUAUGAAACAAACCUAGAUUUAUUACUCCUAUGUUAAUAAACAUUAAUUUGAAGAUCAGGAAAAAUUUCGAGGCUAAAUGAUGUGCAUUUGGGCGGAAUAGGCAUUGUUCCUGUUUUAUGAUAUUUGAUUAGCUUACAGCUUGGACUUUCUAAGUAGGAAAGCACAACUACUGUCUUUUAUUCACAAAGAUAGGAAAUUCAUCCUGUUUGUAUUUUCCAAAAUAUCUAUUCCUUGAGCUGCUCUAAUAAACAGCCACCUAUAUUCUUAAAAAUAAUUUUAUUCUGGAAUAGAACUCUUAAAAUACAUUCAUUCAUUAUUUGGACUCCUUUCUUCAUAUAAGCGGUUUAAGGAAAAGUUUGAGAUAUAGUAUAAUUUCUAGUCUUUUGAAUCCGAAAAAACUUCUCUUCUUUAUUUUCGACAUAAAUUUCCUUUAGCGUGCCAUGUCUUAGAUAUAUUCAUACAAUAUUGAAAGUAGGAUGAAUUUAAAUUCUAUUCUUUUAAAAAAUACUAAAAGCAAUAUAGUACAAUAAAAUACAUAAAUGCAAUAAACACAUUCAUCUUCUUGAAAAUCUCCAUGCAAAGAUGCAUCAAUGUCGCGACUAUCAAGACUUGGAAAUCACCAAUGACAAGUUGCUUAUGCUCAAGAAUAAAGCCUCUAUCAACAAACUCAUUUCGCUAAUUAACUCUUAGAGCUUGGCUUCUGCCUUUCAAAUUCGUUUCAUUUAUGUGGCUCCAAGGCUAGCCAUUGUUUUGUUAAAUUUUAAAAUCAAAUGGUUUGCUCACAACUACGAAUACUUUAAUUUAAAA
Messenger RNA from Stegodyphus dumicola, 5158 nucleotides. Its product is annotated as otoferlin-like. Gene Ontology annotation, biological process: plasma membrane organization. Gene Ontology annotation, cellular component: membrane. NCBI's taxonomy places the organism in Eukaryota, Metazoa, Arthropoda, Arachnida, Araneae, Eresidae. The record is from RefSeq and is a predicted model, not a curated record.